Trichosporon asahii var. asahii CBS 2479 is the source of this 321-nucleotide messenger RNA. RefSeq lists its product as uncharacterized. The record is from RefSeq and is a predicted model, not a curated record. The transcript has a single exon. The coding region runs from base 1 to 321 and encodes 106 amino acids. NCBI's taxonomy places the organism in Eukaryota, Fungi, Basidiomycota, Tremellomycetes, Trichosporonales, Trichosporonaceae.
AUGCGCUUUGUCAUCAUCUCCGCCGCGCUCAUCGCACUCGUUUCAGCCGCACCCGCCCCCACGCCGGCCGGUGACGCAGUGAACGUGGUCAUGCUCUAUGGCCGCGAUUGGGUUAGAGGAGGGCCGACGAUUGACUGCAGCCACGCGAGGGCCGUGGCGUGUGCAGAAUCGUGUCGCAAGCUCGGGUACGCUUACCACCAGUGUAUCAUCGGUUCAUACGGCGGUUGCUACUGCCGCCCCGGACCGCCCGGCGGUAACGGUGGCGGCUCUGCUGGGACUUGGAAAAGGUCCAUCGAGACUGGCGCGGCUCGCGCUGCGUAA